UGUCAGUUGGACCGAGCGGACGGACGUCUACAGGAUCCCAAAGAUGGCGGCUACUGGAGGAAGAAGAGAUGGCGAGAAGGAGAGAGGAGAGAAGAGGGAAGAGGAGAGCGGAGGAAAGAGGAAGAGGGAAGAGGAAAGCGAGGAGGUGAAGGAGAGCGGAAAGAAGAGGAAGGAGGAAGAGGUGAGCGAGGAGGUGAAGAAGAGGAAGAGAGAAGAGGAAAGCGAGGAGGUGAAGAGCAGAGAGAAGAGGAAGGAGGAAGAUGUGAGCGAGGAGGUGAAGAAGAGGAAGAUAGAAGAGGAAAGCAAGGAGGUGGAGAAGACAGGAGAGAAGAGGAAGGAGGAAGAGGUGAGCGAGGAGGUGAAGAAGAGGAAGAGAGAAGAGGAAAGCGAGGAUGUGGAGAAGAGGAGAGGAGAAGAUGCCAGAUUAUUGGAGGAUGAGGAGCCAAGACCAGGCACCAGCCAGGACCCCGGAACAUCAAGCUCCUACCCCAAAUUUAACAUCUAUCACCUCACUGUCCAUCAGGUAUUGGGUAGGGGCAGCUUUGGAGUGCUUGAAGUUUUUUUACCUGCUACCAUGGUGCCGGAUACUUCUAUUGCUGUCUAUGUCUGUGGAGGGGAACGCUACCCGACAGUCCAGGCACAGGAGCGGAGGAAAGGAUCAGAGCAGUCAAGCACAUUUUAUUAACAGCAAAAAAGUGAGUACACACACCUUGUCUCUGUCUUCUUCCUCUGUGAACGUGAAUCAGGUACCUGUCAUAGAGCCAAAAGAAAGAAAAGUGAUAUGUUGCUCAGUACCUAAUCCUGAUCCUGUACAUAUAACAUUUUAUGUGUCUAGGACCUGUAUAUCCCUAACAAAUAGCAUUUAUAUCUUGGUCACUUGCUUUGUCUUCUUGCCUUGCGGAGGGGGCGUGUCCAUCUCUUUCCCUCACUGAGUCUGGGAGCAGCCUGGCAGUCUGCAGAUCUUUCUAAAUUAGUGCAAGGAUUUUAGUGAUAAAAGCACAGUAGUUUUUAUGCAUACAUUUUAUAUCUGUCAUUAGUAAAGAUGGAUGCUAAUCCAGCUUUACUAGGAACAGAUAGAAAAUGUGUGUCAUUCAGCUUUAACAGACUCCUGAAUGUCUGUUCAGCUUCUUUGUCAUUCAGGACUCAGAGAAAGCUUUGGCUGUUCAAGCAUGCUGGGAGUUGUAGUUUUGCAAUAGCUUGAGCUGCAGUGUUUGGAAAGCAAUGUGUUAGAACAGUGUUGCCUUUAGCUGUUGCAAAACUACAACUCCCAGCAUGCCCACACAUCCUUUGUCUGUAGUUUUGCAAGAGAUGGAGACACACAGCUGGAGAAUACCCAGCUCUAACAGAGAGUUUUACAAAGAUUGUAACUCCAGCUGUUGCAAAACUACAACUCCCAUCAUGGUAGUUGUGGUUUAGGAAUAGCUGAAGGCUGCAGUGGUGAUCUCCUAUACUGGAUACCAACACACUUUAUGGCCUGUAUCCAGUAUGCUGCAAAAUACAGAGUAGUCUGUCUGCGUAAAGACUGAUGACCCCUAGUGGUGGUUAUUUUCAUUUUUCCUUUUUUAGUAAUUUUUUUUUUUUUUUAUAAAUGUGUAUUUAAAAAAGUAAUCUUAUCAGUAGUACUACAAAAUAUAAAAAGUUUUUCAACAUGACAGUGUCUCUUUAAGCAUGCUCCUAUCGGUGAAGGGGAGGAGUUCCUGCACAGAAGAAAGAUAUGUGGUGGCACCCUGCCUCCAUCCUACAUGCCCCUAGGCCUUAUGUCCCCCCUUGCUAUCCUCCUGCACUGGCUCUUAGAAGAUCAGGGAGAAUGCAAGCUGGAGCUCUCUAUAUAAUACAUACAGACCUUCAGCUUGCAUGCUCCCCGAGAAGCAGCAAGACCUACGGUGGCCGGGCCCUCCGUGCCUGACCUGUCACACGCCCCUGCUACAGAGAAGCUGUCAUCUGGCCAAUUGUAUUCCAUCAUAGCUGUAGUCACUUGUAAGUUCUGCAGGGAUCAUGGGUGAAACAACAACUCCCAGCAUAACCUUAUUACUGCUAAGAUUUUACUGGGAGCUAUAGUAUCACAUGGUACAAACUUAUUGAGCAAUUGCCCCUUACUUGGCAUCACAACAGGCUAAAAAAAUUACUUAGGGGGGCAUUAUAGGGUGACACCAUUUUCUACCACAACGGGUGACAUUAACCUUAGCAACACCACUGGUGCUCUGUAAUAGCUAGAGGCAAAGAGCUCGCUGUUACUGCGCUCCUCUGUGUGUGCCGCUGUGUCAGUCAAUGGGAGGUCAGCAGAGAAAGGUGUUGGCGGCCCUCUGAUACUCGGGCACAUUAUAAAGAAUUUAUUCUCUAUUGGCUAUAAAACAAUGAAAUAUACACAGAAACAUAUGAGUGGAAUAAGCUUUUUAACCCCUACUGCAAUGUGUUGCCAGUUUAACAUGUAUAAAAGAUGUGAUAGAUGCCCAUUACAAGGAUGUGAUAGAUGCCCAUUACAAGGAUGUGACAGAUGCCCAUUACAAGGAUGUGAUAGAUGCCCAUUACAAGGAUGUGACAGAUGCCCAUUACAAGGAUAUGAUAGAUGCCCAUUACAAGGAUGUGAUAGAUGCCCAUUACAAGGAUGUGAUAGAUGCCCAUUACAAGGAUGUGAUAGAUGCCCAUUAAAAGGAUAUGAUAGAUGCCCAUUACAAGGAUGUGAUAGAUGCCCAUUACAAGGAUGUGAUAGAUGCCCAUUACAAGGAUGUGAUAGAUGCCCAUUACAAGGAUGUGAUAGAUGCCCAUUACAGGUCGGGUUAUGAGGAAGGGAUAGGAGGACGGGAUAGGAGGUCGGGAUAGGAGGUCGGGAUAGGAGGAUGGGAUAGGAGGUCGGGAUAGGAGGUCGGGAUAGGAGGUCGGGAUAGGAGGAUGGGAUAGGAGGUCGGGAUAUGGCAUCAAUAUAUGAGGACGGGAUAUGAAGUCAAAAGCUUCCUCCUUUGUUUAUUUUCCUCCCCAACAAGGAUUAGGAAGGAAAAACUGGGCAAUGCUGGGUACUCAGCUAGUAUAUAUAUAUUUAUUUAUUUUAAUAUUAAAAUGGAAUAGCUAAAGUAAAAAAUUAAAAUAAAAUAAAAAACACGCCUGCAAAAACAAUGUUAAAACUCACAUGGCUUUUUUUUGUGUUUUUUCACUCCCACACUAUGGAGAAAAACACAGCGAUUUUCCCAAAAAAAUGCCAUAGUCUCAUAAGGUCACUUCUAGGAAUCACCCAAUGAGCCGAAAAAAGCUGAAAAAACGCCAAAAGGAUAAAAAAAACACCAAUUAGAAAAACAAAAAAAGUGGAUAUGGCAUUUUGUAGUUCCUUAUUGACUUGCAGCUAACAUUUGCCCACGCUGUGCAGUAGAAUGGGUGUUUUUUUGGGCCUUUUAUUUUUUUUUUCAACUACAUCCCUAUUACAUCUCAUAUGUACCAUGGCAUGGAAAUAACAAUGACCAUCACCCCACAGUCCCUAACUGGUUGGCUCUAGCUAUACCUCUAGUUAUACCUAGUUAUAACAAGUUGGCUCUAGUUAUACCUAUGGGAUA
Hyla sarda is the source of this 3542-nucleotide messenger RNA. RefSeq lists its product as uncharacterized. The coding region runs from base 44 to 685 and encodes 213 amino acids. NCBI's taxonomy places the organism in Eukaryota, Metazoa, Chordata, Amphibia, Anura, Hylidae. The record is from RefSeq and is a predicted model, not a curated record. The transcript has 2 exons.